AGCCUUCGAUAGCAACAUACUAAACGUGUAGUACCAGAUCCUGUGCAUCUUUAUAGCCAGUGUAAUUCUUGUCAGUCUCAGUGGAACCUCUAACACUGACCAUGCUCAUUUUCCUUUUGCUUCUGACAACUGCUGGUCAUGGAGAUGCACAACGCUUCAAUGGCCUUCAGAAGGAUGAUUCGUGUUCGUGUAAGGUGAACAGUAGUGUCUGGGCGUUCCCUACCGUGAGGUUCGAGGGGGUGCAGCAGCUGGUGGAGGAAUGUGGGGAAUCCCUGAAGCAACUCCAGGCACAGGUAAUGCUGUCCACCGAGAUGAUUCCUAAGAUCCUGGCCACCUUUAACAACUUGACAGCUCGCCUGGAGCCUUACCAGUACCUGAACAACCUGGGUCUGUACACCCCCCUGCAGCUGCGUCAGCUGGCCCAGGAACUGACGGAGCUGGAGAAAGACAUCGCCUCCGUACACAACCUCAAACCAAGCCAUCAGACUCAAGAACUGACCAACGAGAUAAGUAAAGUGCGUAAGAAGGUAGAUAGGAUGCAUCUGUCGAACACCUUUAACAUGAAGACGGUAAAAGAAAAACUUCGCACUCUGAAGAACGGCGUGGAGACGUGUAGGACAAUCCCUGAGAAGUUCAUUAGCAAGCAAGGUGUUUGCUCUCAACGGAUCAUGUCCAACAUCAGCACCCCAGUGUCACAAAAGAUCAGCCCAUUUGGCAAAAGCUAUGUGUCUGGAUCCUGGGGUCGCCAGGCCAAGAAAAGCACGGAUGACGAGGAGGUCAUCGAGGACUUCUACUGGGUUCAGCCCCUCGUCAGCAGCAACAGACUGGGAAAUGUCGUCCGUCGCUACAAAACCUACGACGACUUCAUGGCCUCCAGGAACCAGGAGGAUGUGUCUGUGGCCCCGUCGUACAGCCACGCCAACGCCAUCCAGGGCUCCGGCACCGUGGUGUACGGCAACGCGGUCUUCUUCAACUGCUACAUGUCCACGGAGCUGUGCCGCUACGACCUACAGACCAAGGCCACGAGGCGUCUGAACAUACCCGACCUCGGCGCUAACAACCAGUUCCCCUACUGCUACUACAACUGCAAGGACUGGACGGACGUGGACUUCGCUGUGGAUGAGACCGGCCUGUGGGUCAUCUACACCACGCUGGGCAAUCACGGAAACCUGAUGCUCAGCAGGCUGGACAGCCAGGCGUUCAACGUGACACACACCUGGACGACGCGUCUCUUCAAGAAGUCGGUGACUAACGCGUUCAUGGUGUGCGGCGUGCUGUACGCCACCCGUUACGUCGACCGGUUCCGGGAGGAGGUGUUCUACGCGUUUGACACGGCGACCGGUCAAGACGACAACACUCUGGCCCUGCCACUGGAGAAGAUUGAGGGAGGCGUGGCCAGUCUCACAUACAACCCCAUUGACAGGCAACUGUAUAUGUAUAAUGAAGGCUACCUUCUGUCCUACAAAGCUAUAUUUUAAAAUCGACCUUUUACCAGACGGGUACACUCAACUCUUGGAGCGUUAACAGCAAUUAGUGGAUGCAGAUGUCAUGUGCAAUUAAGUUUUAUUUAAUUCCACCUCCCAAAUUAUAGGCCGCAUGUACACGGCCCAAUGUCAUGAAAACAAAAUGUUAUGUGUCGUUGGAGAUAGUAAACUGAGUUGGGUAUUACCGUGUAACCAUAUAUAUGAUUCAUGUAUUCUUUCUGCUUCUCUGUUGACUUCCUCCUUGAAAAUAAAAUCACAGCAAUGUUGAA
Molecule: messenger RNA, 1753 nt
Organism: Esox lucius (northern pike)
Lineage: Eukaryota; Metazoa; Chordata; Actinopteri; Esociformes; Esocidae
Product: olfactomedin-4-like
Exons: 5
Coding region: 102-1478 (458 amino acids)
Biological process (GO): signal transduction
Source: RefSeq, a predicted model, not a curated record